GGAGGAGGCGGCGCUUUCUGCUGGUGAAAGGGACGAGAAAGAGCAAAAAAGAGCAGGAGGACCAGGUUCCUAAGUGUAAGUGGACAUUUAUGGUUUUUUUGAAUUCAAGAAAAAGGAAUGUCGCAGAGCUCCAAGCAGCAAUCUACGGGACUCCUGAAUGCUGCAAGUAAAGCUCAACAUGGGAACUUCCUAGUGGCUAUUAAGCAGGAGAAAGGCGAGGCCCCUCGAUUAAUUGGGGAAAAGCCCCAUGGCGAAGAGGAGGUGAGCCCCCUGCCGGUGAAAAAGCGGGGCUGGCCGAAAGGCAAGAAGAGGAAGAAAAUCCUUCCGAAUGGACCAAAGGCCCCCGUGACGGGCUAUGUCCGCUUUCUGAAUGAACGACGGGAGCAAAUUCGCAUGCAGCGCCCAGAUUUGCCCUUCCCUGAGAUCACAAAAAUGUUGGGAGCAGAGUGGAGUAAACUACAACCCACAGACAAACAGCGCUAUCUGGAUGAGGCUGAACGGGAGAAGCAGCAAUACAUGAAGGAGCUGCGGGAAUACCAGCAAUCAGAAGCUUACAAGCUGUGUGCUGAGAAGAUGCAAGAGAAAAAAAUCAAAAAAGAGGACGCUGGUGCUGGAACUGUGAAUACAUUGCUGAAUGGAUACAAGAUUGGAGAAAGUGGCAGUGAUGGCUUCUCAACAUUUGAUGUCCCUAUUUUUACAGAGGAAUUCUUAGACCAGAACAAAGCCCGGGAAGCAGAGCUGCGGAGACUGCGUAAGAUGAACACGGAGUUUGAGGAGCAGAAUGCCAUCCUGCAGAAGCACACGGAGAGCAUGAGCUGUGCCAAGGAGCGCCUAGAGCAGGAGCUUGCACUGGAAGAGAGGCAGACAAUGGCGUUGCAGCAACAGCUCCAGACGGUGCGCCAAGCUCUGACAGCCAGUUUUGCCAGCCUUCCCAUUCCAGGCACAGGUGAGACCCCCACAAUGAACACACUGGAUUUCUACAUGGCAAAGCUUCACAGCACCAUUGAGAGCAAUCCUAUACAACACGAAAGGCUGGUUGUCCGAGUCAAGGAGAUUUUGUCCCGUGUUGCCAAUGAGCAUUUGUAAGCAACUGGGACGCAACUUGAAAAAUCUCUCAACUACAGUCUGCCAGGUUGAUGGACCUACACUGCUGUUCGCUGCUCCUAACGCAGCUGCCUUUAUGUAGCAGAUCUUCUCCAGUGCCUCUUCUCUUCAAAGAGCCUUAAGUUGCCUUUUCUGCUCCUGAAAUGCGUAGGAAAACCUCUUUUCUUUCUGAGCUUUGUCCUCUCUUGGCUCUUUCUGAAGUUGCUGGCAGGACAGUAGAUGGUAGAAUGAUAGAAAACCAGUGAGACUUGUCCAUGAUUGCUGGGUUCUGGAACUCUGUUUUCUCCUCCAAAGUACAGAUUUCCAAGCUGAUUUUGUCACAGAAAUGAGUAUUGCAGUCACUGGGAUAUGUGGCUGACUAUUGUGGCUACUAACAGGUCACACAGGAAUAUCAAAAGCAGACCCAGGGAGACCAAGAUUUAUAUAGGCAGAUAUUGGAAUGAUUAGAUGAUGAUCAAUAAGGAUUUUUGACUCCCAGUUAAUUAACAAUAGCAAGUACACGAUGCCUCCUUUAACUCUAAAUUAUACUACUGAGGUUAUGAAAGAUGGAGUUGUGUGAGAGGCCUUUAAACUCAAAUGCUGAUCCUUGAUCCUUAAUUUUCAGCAUUUCAAUUGGUGGAUACAGAAAAAGCAGAAUAGAUCCAAGUCUAAAAACUGCCCUUCCCUCUGAUAAGAGAUACAAAUAAGCAGAUAAUUGAAUUGAAUUCAUUCCACUUGUGUUUUUAAAAUCAGAGCAAAACAUGCUAUUUCUUAUAGUUUACAUCAUCAUUUUAAUUGUCCUAUUGGAACGUUUUAUUGACAGGUAUUUUGGAAUGCUUUUUGGAAUUGAGAAAUGCAUUGCAAAAUUUGAACAAGUACAAAUCCAAGAGAUAGUUAUAUUUUGAUCCAGAUGUCCAUUGGCAGAACAUUUAUCUGAUUAAUUCUCACCAGAAUGUGUUAAUCAUCUCUAAUGAGUUGUUUCAUUGACUGAAUUCAUAUAUGUUAAACCAUGGCUUGCUUAAUCAUGGUUUGUUGAAUAGCUGGGCUCACACAAUUGUACAUUUAAAAAAAGUUAAAUCCUCCUGGUGACUCAAAAUAUGCUUUUUAAAAAGGGACCUGGACUGUUUUUUUUUUCCUUAAGAAGAAGAAGAAGAAAAUGUUUCGCUUCUCAUCCAAGAGAAGCUUUUGAUCCCAAAACAUUUUCUUCUUCCUCAGGGGAAAAAAACCAAUCCAGUUGCCUUUGUAAAAGCACCUUUGAGACAACUAUGAUCUGGAUGAUUGAGAAUCUCUACAGACAUUUUCCUGGUGAGUUAGAGGGAUGUGAGAAUAUUGGCAAAAGGUUGUGGUUGCAUGGCAGACUUACCCAUAUUUACCCAACCAUAGUUUAUCCAAUUUGCCCGACCUACUUAAACAUACACUAACUGUACAGACUGGGUUCACACAACACACUAGGCUGAAACCUGGCUGGCUGCUUUGGGAGUCUGCACUAACAGUCCAUGUGUCAUUUCAAAGACCUACCUAUCUCAAGAAUGGGCAGCUUAUGGCCUGCAGAUCACAAGCACAUUGAUUUAAGUCCCUUUUCAUCUUCUGGGGCAGUAAGGUGAAGAUAGGAAUGAAUUCCUUUUGGGAGUCUUGAACUUCCACCCCGAGGCCAAAAAAAAAGAGUUUCAGCUCAGGAGACUGAUUCUCAAAUAUCGCCAUAAAGUUGAUCUAGCUUAAAGCUGGUGCCAUUUCUCCGAGCUAGAUGGUCAGUGCACAUAUUAUUUUAAAUCAUGCUGAGUAAUCUAUUUUAUACUGGAGAUGCCAAGAAAGUUUUAUUAGUCUACAGCCGUGAUGGCGAACCUAUGGCACGGGUGCCACAGGUGGCACACGGAGCCAUGUUGGUGGGCACGUGAGCAUUGCCCUAUCUCAGCUCCGGUGUGCAUGUGCACGCUGGCCAGCUGAUUUUCAGGAAACUCAGGAAACAGGCUGUUUCCGGCCUCCAGCGGGCCUCCGGGCGGUGGGGAAGGCCGUUUUUGCCCUCCCCAGGAUCCUAGAAAGGCUUUGGAGCCUGGGGAGGGCGAAAAAUGGAUCUACCGGGCCCACUGUACCAUUGCAUGCCAAAAGCGGGGGCCAUGUAAGGGGGUUGCACGCACAUACAUGGGCGCACCGGGUGCAUUGAAUUAUGGGUGUGGGCACGCAUGAGCGCAACCCCUCCAUGCUCCCCCCGCUUUUGGCAAGCAACGGCAAAAAGGUUAGCCAUCACUGAUCUACAGUAAGUUUCAAGAAGUGGAACUUUUCAUGGACUUGCUGCCUUAAUAUUUAAAUACAUAUAAUGUGACCUAAGAUGCAAUUAAUAUUUUUGCAGGGUGAAUGCCCCCCCACCUCAGUGUGCAUUUGUUGACAUUUGCACUGUACACAAUGAAAAGUCUUGCAGAUGAGACACAGAAAUCAUUCCCUCAGGAAUGUGGCAUGAAGUUUUUGGAUUAUUUCUUUUUUAAAGAAAAAAGGUCACAGAUCUUGUGUCUUAAAUCGAAGAUACAUAUAUAGGGCUGGUAGAAUCUCUGAAACCAAACUAGGAGUCUGAAGACAAAUACUCACUUUGUAUGCAAGGAAUUUUCAAAGCCAGUUCCUUCUCCUUGAAAAUAAUGGGUACAAGAUUUUCUGAAGAAAACUGCCUAUGUAGAUUAAGUCUGCUUCAUCUAAAAUAAUGAUAGUUGCUAGAAGCAAUUUAACAAUGUAAAACUUGAGUUGCCUUGGCAUAAAAUAAUGGCUUUAUUUAUUACAUAACAUUGCACCUCUUCCUCAUGACAUAAAUCCAUGCUGAUUAUUAUUGUGAAUGAAUUCUAACUUAGUUUUGUAUUUUCUUAAUGCAUUAGGAUGGGAUUUUUUAACAUAAUAUUUGCAUUUAAAAUUGUAUUUUUAACCUUUUCCUCUCCCCCCCCUUGCAAAAAAAAAAAAAAGCAGUAUGGGAAAUAGUUAUGCUGUCCUGAUGAGGGCAAGUGUUCUUUUUUAAAAAUAAAUAAAACACAUAAAUGUACAAACUUA
Ahaetulla prasina is the source of this 4110-nucleotide messenger RNA. It is a transcript of the gene HMG20B, whose product is annotated as high mobility group 20B. The transcript is spliced from 10 exons. Bases 118 to 1086 code for a protein of 322 amino acids. NCBI's taxonomy places the organism in Eukaryota, Metazoa, Chordata, Lepidosauria, Squamata, Colubridae. Gene Ontology annotation, cellular component: nucleus. The record is from RefSeq and is a predicted model, not a curated record. Gene Ontology annotation, biological process: regulation of gene expression.